Molecule: messenger RNA, 1766 nt
Organism: Punica granatum (pomegranate)
Lineage: Eukaryota; Viridiplantae; Streptophyta; Magnoliopsida; Myrtales; Lythraceae
Source: RefSeq, a predicted model, not a curated record
CCUCUGCUCUCCCCUGACUCCUUAUAUUCAACGCUGCAUUUCAACUUUCAACAUCGCUCUCUCUCACUCUCUCUCACUCUCUCUCUUACACUGCACGAGUAGUUGUUCAAAUGGUUGCGUGAAGCAGAAGGCUUUGAGACGACAGAGAGCAAAAAAAACACAGACCAAACUCCGUUGCGAGUAUCUUGCGUGCUUCGUGUGUCUGUGUGUUUGUGUCCGUCUCGAGAUGGGAAAGAAAUCAUCAUCGGAGCAGCAGAAGAAGAAAGACGCCGCGAAGGUCGCAGCCGUCCUCGACCUCCUCCGCAAGCAGGCCCCCCUCUCCGUCAAACAGGAGAAGUUCUGCAGCUAUGCCUGCGUGGAGCGGUUUCUGAAGGCGAAAGGCGAUAGCGUGAAGAAGGCCGCCAAGCACUUGAGAGCCUGCCUCUCGUGGCGUGACGCGAUCGGCAUUGAUCAUUUGAUAGCGGACGAGUUCUCAGCUGAACUUGCUGAAGGCUUCGCCUACGUUGCUGGCCAGGACGAGGAAUCCCGGCCCGUAAUGAUUUUUCGGAUUAAGCAGGACUACCAGAAGUUCCAUUCACAGAAGCUGUUCACUCGACUGCUGGUUUUUACACUGGAAGUAGCCAUCGGGACCAUGCCGAAGAACACCGAGCAGUUCGUCCUCCUCUUCGACGCAAGCUUUUUCAGAUCGGCAUCGGCUUUUAUGAACUUACUGAUGACAUCCCUGAAAAUAGUGGCUGAUUACUACCCCGGCAGGCUCUACAAGGCUUUUGUCAUCGACCCGCCCUCCCUCUUCUCUUAUCUCUGGAAGGGAGUACGGCCUUUUGUGGAGCUAUCAGCGCAGACCAAUGUUGUCUCCUCCCUUGACUUCGAGGAGUCGCUAGAGUUCAACGACUUUGCGUCGUACCCGCGAGCCACGUCCCUCCGGUUCGAGACUGACUCCGUCAAGUCGACAGCCAAGAUCGGCUCCUGCGCCUCCUCACGGUUCUCCUUCACCGUUUCCCACCACUUGGAUUCCCUCAAGCCCUGGUACCUCACAUUGACCGACUCCUCGUCAUCCAAGGUGGGGCCCACCGGCUCGUACCCACUGGGGCCCGCUCUGAUCUCGCCACUCAACGCGCGGUCCCUCUCCUUUGCAUCACCGGGCGCCAGGACGCCACGUGGCAUGGGCGGAUACAGCUACAACAAGAAGUCGCUGUUCCCCUCGACCCCGCUUCCCCAGCGGACCGGCGGGCUCGAUCCGGGGGUCGGCAAGCCCGCGGCGCGGACCCCACGGCCCUCGUUCCUCCAGUCGCCGGCCACGUUCUUCCUGCGCAAGCCGGAGAGCCACGUCAGCAAGGCGGAGCGGUCCAGGGAGUCGUUCGUCCCGUUCGUGAAGUUCUAUCAGAGACCGUACGACGAGAUGAUCUACCGGUCCAAGAUGAAGCCCCCGCUGGGCGGCCUGAUCUCGAUCGUCUCCCCACACCUCAAGCGCCGCCACAUGUCCGUAUCACAGCGGUUCUGAUGCAGCAAGCAACCCGAGGCCAAAGAUGAAGAACAGACCGACCAGAGAGUACAUAUUGAUGAUGGACCCGAUUGACAAAAUCCAAUCAGUCUAUAAAUUAAUUUCAUGACAUGAAUAUUGCUGUUUCUCUUGUGUAAUAAUUUGAUUGAUUAUUAUUGUUAUUAUUGUUAGUAUUAAUUUUGCUCAAUGUUCGAGUUUGUUCGUGCAUUGACUUAUCAAAGUUCAAGAAAUUUGAAGGAGACGACGUGCAAAGUGGGAUGUGAAA